Leptopilina heterotoma is the source of this 4893-nucleotide messenger RNA. RefSeq lists its product as uncharacterized. The coding region runs from base 126 to 4445 and encodes 1439 amino acids. Lineage: Eukaryota; Metazoa; Arthropoda; Insecta; Hymenoptera; Figitidae. The record is from RefSeq and is a predicted model, not a curated record. The transcript is spliced from 3 exons. Gene Ontology annotation, molecular function: protein binding.
AAGUGACUAAAAAUUAACGUAAAAAAUUACGUCAUUUUUUAUCCCAAAAAAUUACGUCCUUUUUUACGUCCUUUUUUACGUCAAAUUUUACGUCAUAUUUUACGUCCUUUUUUACGUCAUUUUUUAUGUCAAUUUUUACGUCACCUUUUACAAUAGGGAUGGCCGAAAUUCUUUGUCAACAUGGUGCUGUUUUGAGUGACAACGAUUUGAUAAAUAUGGCACCUCUUUGUAACGCAGUUUCAAAAGGGAACUUUGAAAUGGUAAAGCUGCUCAUGGCGAAAGAAUGUAACAAAGUCGACAUUUCAACUAAAGGUGGUUCUCCUCUUGAACUUGCAGUGUCAUCUGGUCGUUUGGACAUUCUUGAAUAUCUAAUGAUAAAUGGUGUAAAAAGCAUCGCAACAGUUAAGGAAGAUAAACUAGGCUUAUUUAGAUCACUUAUUUUUCAAGGCGGUUUGGAGACUUUAACAUUUCUAGUCGAUAUUGGUAUUAAAGCAAUGAAUUUAGAUGAAGUAUUUAAUGCUACAUUUUAUUCGGGUCGUCAUGACAUGUGGAAAUAUUUAGUAACAAGGUUGUCGAAAAUUAAUGCAAAUACGUAUUUUAAAGAAACGCAGCUUCAUUUGGCUAUUCGAAUGGGGCAACUGGAGACUGUCAAGGCAAUUGUAAAUGAACCAUCAAACGAAUAUGAAUCGGACACUUUCGCCAGAAAAUUAUCAGUUUACAUUGCUGUUGAAAAUGACAAUGAAGAAAUAUUAGAAAUUCUUCUAAACGCUGGUUAUCCUGUUACUGACAGUCUGUUCAAAUGUAUAAGUCCUCUUCACCUUGCAGCAACAUUCGAGCACCCGAGACUAGUGAAACUGCUAUUGGAAGCCGGAGCUGAUGUUAAUUUGCAAACUGAAGAUUAUCACCAUACACCAUUACAUUUCGCAGCAACUGCAGCGCAGCCAGCUGUAGUUAAAUUUCUUCUAGAUCAUGGUGCUGAUCCCUCUAAAACCUCUACAAGCGGUGAAUUACCGUUAAAAACGGCUUUGAAGAUUCAUUCAGGCCCAAUUCAUGUAUUCUUAUCUAUUACUCCUUCAGUGUUUGAGGAAUUGGUAAAAGUAACGGAUAUGUUAAUUCAGUAUUCGAAUAGUAAAAGUAAAGAAGAUUUACUUAUUGACUAUGCAGCUGGAAUAAGAGUUUCAUCAAGUAUCAAUAAUUCAAAGCCAAAGUCAAAAAGAUUAAUAUCAGCUGUAGGUGAUUCGGUAUUUCGCCCAGAAAUUGUUAGAAGCAUAUUUAAUUAUCUAAGUGAAAAGGAAAUUAUAAAAAUUUCUGAGAUAUUUUUACUUGAAUGUGAUUCAUCUGAUUACCCGCCAGAGUUGUUUCAACUUAUGAUGGAAUAUAAUAUUGAUGUGAAAUCGUGUUUUGAUAUAAAAAUAUACACUUGCAUUACAAAUGACAAGUCUAAAUUGCUCCUAAUUGGUUACUCGAGAAACGUUCGUAAUCUUUUAGGCACACUUUCAGAAAUUAUUAAUGAUUACGAUGAAGAUGAGAAUGACGCAGAGAAGAAGAUUAAAAUAGAAUUAUUAAAAUUAUUAUUUAGUCGUUUAGUAUUGCUGAAUACAAAUUGUGAUCUAACUCCGCUUGAAGAUAGUGAAUUAAAUGAUCUUAUUGUUUGGCAAGAAAAUUGUAUAGAGGAGAAAAGUGUCAUGCAAAGUACGAAAGUUAAUGAAAAUUUGAAUUUCACUUUCUAUGAUGUAUUAACGAAAUCAAUGGAUAAAGUUGCAGGGUACGCAAAUAACGAAGAUUUUCUUACAGCAGUGAAAUUUUCACAAAUAAAAUUUCCGAUAUAUGCUGAUUUUUUGAAGGGAAAUGUCGAAAUAGCAGAAAGAAGAAGAAAUUGCAUCGAUAAGAGCACGACGUUAAUGUAUCGUAUGGUUAAAAAUUGUUACAGAAUUCAAAUUUCUACUUCUGAUAUUCGUCACAUUCUCCAGUAUCUCUCUAUUGUAGAUUUGCGAAAAUUUUCAGCCGCUUGUGCAUACAUACCUUUAGACAUUGUUUACAUGCUUUCACAAAACAUCAAAAUUUCUGACGUUUUUUCAUUACUCCUGAUUUUAUUUUUAGCAGGGCAAUUUGUUGUCAUGGAUAGUUCAAAUAAUUACGACGAUACUUCUGACUACAAUGAAUUGUUUCUCGCAGUCCACAAAGGAGAAUUGAGUCGGGUUCAUUCUCUGCUCGAGAAAUACUCAGCGACUGAAACAAUUCGUGGCAGGACGUUGCUGCAUGUGGCGGCUGCAAGAGGACAUGAACGGAUUGCAAGACUAUUCAUCCCUAAGCGAGACAGAAUUAGAGAUACACCAUUGCAUCUGGCGAUUAGGGAGAAUCACCCUGAAGUAUUCAAUCUUCUUCUAGAGGAAAUUAACCUGAAUGCAAGAAAUUUUAAUGAUGAAACACCACUUCACUAUGCAGCUUUGUAUAAUCGUCCUGAAUUCGCAAAGACACUUAUAAAUAAUGGCGCCAUUAUUGAGAAAAAAGAUAGUAAGGGUAGAACACCUCUUUAUGCUGCCUUGGCGGAAGGAAACGUUGAAGUAGCAGAAGUUCUUUUUCAACAUGGUGCUGUUUUAAGUGACAACGAUUUAACUAAUAUGGGACCUCUUUGUAACGCAGUUUCAAAAGGGAACUUUGAAAUGAUAAAGCUGCUCAUGGCGAAAGAAUGUAACAAAGUCGACAUUUCAACUAAAGGUGGUUCUCCUCUUGAACUUGCAGUGUCAUCUGGUCGUUUGGACAUUCUUGAAUAUCUCGUGAAGAAUGGUGUAAAAAGCAUCGCAACAGUUAAGGAAGAUAAACUAUGCUUAUUUAGAUCACUUAUUUUUCAAGGCAGUUUGGAGACUUUAAAAUUUCUAGUCGAUAUUGGUAUUAAAGUAAAAAACUUAGAUGACGUAUUUAAUGAUACAUUUAAUUCGUGUCGUCAUGACAUGUGGAAAUAUUUAGUAACAAGUUUGUCGAAAAUUAGUGCAAAAACGUGUUUUAAAGAAACGCAGCUUCAUUUGUCUAUUCGAAUGGGCCAACUGGAAACUGUUAAGUCAAUUGUAAAUGAACCAUCAAACGAAUAUGAAUCGGACACUUUCGCCAGAAAAUUAGCCGUUUACAUUGCCGUUGAAAGUGGCAAUGAAGGAAUAUUAGAAAUUCUUCUAAACGCUCGUUAUCCUGUUACUGACAGUCUGUUUAAAUGUAUAAGUCCUCUUCACCUUGCAGCAACAUUCGAGCACCCGAGACUAGUGAAACUGCUAUUGGACGCUGGAGCUGAUGUUAAUUUGCAAACUGAAGAUUAUCACCGUACACCAUUACAUUUCGCAGCAACUGCAGCGCAGCCAGCUGUAGUUAAAUUUCUUCUAAAUCAUGGUGCUGAUCCCUCUAAAACCUGUAAAUGCGGUGAAUUACCAUUAAAAACAGCUUUGCAGAUUCAUUCAAGUACGUUUUAUUCCUUACCUGUUUCUCCUUUAGUGUUUGAGGAAUUGAUAAAAGUGACGAAAAUGUUAAUUCAUUAUUCGAAUAGUGAAACCAAUGAAAAUUUAUUUUUACCCGCUGUUAAAAUAAGAAUUUCAUCAAGUAGCAAUAAUUCCAAUCCAAAGUCAAGAGAACUAAUAUCGUCUGUAGGUGAUUCUGUAUUUCGUCCUGAAAUUGUUAGAUGCGUAUGUAAUUAUCUAAGUAAUAAAAAAGUCGAAAGAUAUUCUAAGACAGUUCUAAAUGAUGAUAAUCCAUCUCCAUAUUCACCAGAUGUGUUACAACUUAUGAUUGACUAUAAUAAUUCGAAAUCAUGUUUUGAUAUAGAAAUUAACAUUUCGAAUGAAAAUAACGAGUGCCAGUUGCUGUUAAUUGGUUACUCGAAAAACGCUCGUAAUCUUUUACGUACAAUUUCGAAAAUUAUUCGUGAAUACGUUAUAGGAUCCUAUUAUAACGAUCGACAUUAUUUGAACUUUAAUGAAGAGAAAAAGAAUGAAGUGAUUAAAUUAUUAAGAUUAUUAGUAUGUCGUCUAGUAUUGUUGAAUGUAAAGCAUCAUCAAACUUUGCUUGAAGAAUGUAAAUUAAUUGAUCUUAUUAAUUGGCGAAAGAUGUGUUUGAAGGAGAAAAGAGUCAUGCAAAGUACAAAAGUUAAUGAAAAUCUGAACUUUACUUUCUAUGAUGUAUUAACGAAAUCAAUGGAUAAAGUUGCAGGGUACGCAAAUAACGAAGAUUUUCUUACAGCAGUGAAAUCUUCACAAAUAAAAUUUCCUGCAUAUGCUGAUUUUUUGAAGGCAAAUGUCGAAAUGGCCGAAAGAAGAAGGAAUUUCAUCAAUGAGAGCACGACGUUAAUGUAUCGUAUGGUUAAAAAAUGUUACAGAAUUCAAAUUUCUACUUCUGAUAUUCGUCACAUUCUCCAGUAUCUAUCUAUUGUAGAUUUGCAAAGAUUUUCAGCCGCUUGUUUCUAAAAUGGAAUUUCAUGAUAAAUAACGCAAAGAUCAGUUUUGUUGAAUAAUUCGUUAUGCAUUUUUUUUCUACGAUGAAGGAAUUGUAAUUUAAAGAUUUAUUUCCAUGAAGGUGUUGAAAAUUAGUUUAAUCCUUAAUAAUAAUUAUUAUUAACAUAAACUACAUUAAUUACAAAGAGUUCAAAUUUAUAAAUGUAUAAUAUGUAUAUAUUGCAGUUAUAUCGUUAACUAAGCUUUGAGCUUUAAGACAGUUUUUUGUACUUCGGCACAUUAAUAUUUAUAUAAAUUAAACGCUUAUUAUAAGUUCGUUUGAAAUAUUAAUGUGACAUAUUAAAUCAUAAGUAUGCUUUUCUUCUUUGUUAACCCUCAGUGAGGCCUUUAUUUUCAUAUAGAGAAUACGAGAAUUUGUAAAUAAUAAUAUACAUUUCAUUAAAAAUCUGAAUCCUUAAAA